Messenger RNA from Bathycoccus prasinos, 741 nucleotides. RefSeq lists its product with no specific name. Lineage: Eukaryota; Viridiplantae; Chlorophyta; Mamiellophyceae; Mamiellales; Bathycoccaceae. The record is from RefSeq and is a predicted model, not a curated record. Gene Ontology annotation, cellular component: proteasome core complex, alpha-subunit complex; proteasome core complex; nucleus. The transcript has a single exon. The coding region runs from base 1 to 741 and encodes 246 amino acids. Gene Ontology annotation, biological process: proteasome-mediated ubiquitin-dependent protein catabolic process.
AUGUUCCAAACGCGAUCGGAAUACGAUCGAGGCGUGAACACGUUCUCCCCGGAGGGCCGUUUGUUCCAAGUGGAAUACGCCAUCGAGGCGAUUAAACUCGGCUCGACUGCGCUCGCGAUAUCGACGAAACACGGGAUCGUCUUGGCGGUGGAGAAACGAAUCACCUCACCUUUAAUGGAACCUUCUUCGAUGGACAAAAUCAUGGAGAUUGAUUCGCACUGCGCGUGCGCGGUGAGCGGGUUAACCGCGGACGCGAAGACGAUGGUGGAACACGGACGAGUGGAAAGUCAGAAUCAUUAUUUCACGUUUAACGAACCCAUGCCGGUGGAGAGUUUGUGCCAGACGCUGUGCCGAUUGGCGAUGUCGUUCGGAGGGGAAGGCGAGAAGAGCAUGAGUCGACCGUUUGGGGUGGCUUUGUUAGUCGCCGGGUUCGACGAGGAAGAUAAAGGAAACGACGUUGGCGGGUACACGUUGUACCACGUGGAUCCGAGCGGAACGAAGACGAAGUGUCGGGCGAAAUCCAUCGGGAGCGGGAGCGAAGGCGCGCAGACGAGUUUGAACGAGGAGUAUAGGGAGGAUUUGACGCUGGAGGAGGCGGAGACGAUGGCGAUGAGCACGUUGAAAGCGGUCAUGGAGGAGAAGGUGAACGUAAAAAAUGUGGAUUUUGCGGUUUUGAAGAGCCCGAAGUUCCAGGUGUACGACGCGAAGAAGAUUCAGGAGAUCAUCGAUCGGGCGGCGUGA